Aspergillus fumigatus Af293 is the source of this 645-nucleotide messenger RNA. Its product is annotated as yippee family protein. Lineage: Eukaryota; Fungi; Ascomycota; Eurotiomycetes; Eurotiales; Aspergillaceae. The record is from RefSeq and is a predicted model, not a curated record. The transcript has 2 exons. Bases 1 to 645 code for a protein of 214 amino acids.
AUGUUUCCCAAAUUCCUAUUACCGUCUAUAAUCUUCCAUCCAAGGAGCCACAAUGCCAACCACCGGCCUUCAACAAUCAAAGCAGAUACUCAUGGUAAUGGGAACAAUAGAUAUCUUACUGGGCAUGUGUCAUGUCUCCGGUGCUCCAAAUGUGGAGCCGAGUUGUGCCUCAAGGCUCAAAUCAUCAGCAAAGGGUUUACUGGUCGUCAUGGCCGCGCGUACCUCGCCGAAUCGCUGCCUAACACUGUGAUGCAGCGACCAGUUCCACGCCAAUACGUCACCGGGCUUCAUACGGUCUGCGACAUCAGUUGUGCAUUCUGCGGUAGUGUGCUUGGCUGGAAGUAUGUCUCCGCCGAGGAAGAGUCCCAACGAUACAAGGUCGGAAAGUUUAUUUUGGAAACAAAACAAAUAGCUAUGUCGUCAUCAUGGGAGUCACCGUGCAAUACUAAUCAGCCUGUAUCGCCUGGCCACCUGAGCUCUGAGCCCUCGGAAAACAUAAAUUGUGAUGAGCACAUCGGGUUUGACGGCCAAGAUGAGGAUGAAUGUGAAGACAUAUUUGCUGGGAUAUGGAGUCCGAGUUUGGCUCUGCGCCGAAGGAGUCGGAAGUUGGAUCGCUAUCUCCCGUUGUUUCGGUUCCCGUCUUGA